GUAGAAUGAACUGGACUGUAAUUUGACAGGCGAGCAGCUGCUGUUGUGAAUUUUUAGAUUAUGGACGAACGUAGAGAAAGACAGACAUGUCUGCAUUUCAUCCUCGUGUAGUCCUGUUGUAAAACAGAUUAGGCGCACUAAAGUAUGGAACAAGCUGUUAAUAUAAGUCAAGGGGCUACGAAGUGGGAUAUUCGCCAAAAAGUGUGGGAUUACAUCGAGGCGAAAAACCUAGCCAACUUCCCAAGACCAGUGCACCACAGAAUUCCAAACUUCAAGGCAGCUGCCCAGGCCUGUGACAGGCUCCCUGUCCUGCAGGAAUUCAAGUCCAGCAGGGUGGUCAAAGUAAACCCGGACAGGCCACAGGAGCAGGCCCGCUUUCACACACUCACUGCUAGAAAAACAUUGCUGGUCCCGACGCCUCGGCUGCGCACUGGACUGUUUAACAAAAUUGUUCCCCCGCAAAAUGCAACCAAGGAGGAUCUGCGAGUGUGCUCCACCUCCCAGGGGGUUAAAAAGUUCAGUGUCCCAAUUGGUUUAGAUGCAAGAGUUCAAGUGGAUCUAGUAGUGGUUGGUUCUGUAGCUGUGUCUGAGAAAGGUUACAGAAUUGGGAAAGGAGAAGGAUAUGCAGAUAUGGAAUAUGCUAUGAUGGCCUCCAUGGGAGCUGUGAAUGAAUCCACUGUGGUUGUGACUAUUGUUCAUGACUGUCAGGUUGUGGACAUUCCAGAAGGACUGACUGAGAGUCAUGACCUCACUGUGGACUAUAUCAUCACUCCAACUAGGAUAAUCAAGACUGAGUGUCAGCUCCCUAAACCACAGGGAAUCAUUUGGUCAAAGUUAGACGCGGAGAUGCUGGAGAAAAUUCCCAUCCUGAAAAAACUGCAAGAUCUGGAGCAGAAGGCUGGCAAGGACGUCACACUAAAGGUAUCCUCCGCUGAAAGCGAUAAACCAAUGGCAGAGCCUAAACCUGAAGCUAAACCCAACCCUAAACGUGACCCAAAAAGUAGGCCCAGGCGUGAACCCAAACAGGAGCCCAAACAUAAGCAUAUCGAAAAUACAGCUGAGAGACCUGAGGGAGGCACUGUGGAGCAGGAGCAUCCUCAUGGUUCCUCCAGCACUCUUUACCUUGGAGGCAUCCCGGCUGGAUUACGAGUGAGUGAGCUGAAGAGCGUGCUGAGAGAGCGGAAUGCUGUGCCCCUCAGGCUCACCUGGCAGGGGGCACAGCACAGGGCCUUCCUCGAGUACAGUGAUGGGCCAGGAGCUGACCUUGCCCUGACUACCCUGCAAGACCUCUCUAUCAACGGCCACACCCUGAAGGCUGAGCGAGCUAAGAGCCAGCGGGGCGGCCACAAGCCUAACCAAACACUGCAGAGGCCCCAGAAUAAGGAAGCCAAAGGAGCAGCUCACCCACCAACAGCCACAGCCACCGUCGUCAGCAUUACUGCCCCAUGCAAAGAGGGGAGUUAGCUAGGGUAAAGGUUCAGAGAAGGUCAACACCAAUUAUGAAAAUGCAAGAUUUCUUUGGGAGAAAAUAUCUGGUAAAUAUGUAAAAAUAUCAAAUUUACCUACUUAGAUCAUUGGUGAUUCCAGAAAUAUGUAAUUUUUUAUGAGUUUUUGCAUGUGGGCGUGAAAAUAAAGCAAUUCUGGAAAUAAGUUUAA
Molecule: messenger RNA, 1656 nt
Organism: Pygocentrus nattereri (red-bellied piranha)
Lineage: Eukaryota; Metazoa; Chordata; Actinopteri; Characiformes; Serrasalmidae
Gene: mthfsd
Product: methenyltetrahydrofolate synthetase domain containing
Exons: 8
Coding region: 145-1464 (439 amino acids)
Cellular component (GO): cytoplasm
Molecular function (GO): RNA binding
Source: RefSeq, a predicted model, not a curated record